Molecule: messenger RNA, 1437 nt
Organism: Tricharina praecox
Lineage: Eukaryota; Fungi; Ascomycota; Pezizomycetes; Pezizales; Pyronemataceae
Product: DHH phosphoesterase
Exons: 3
Coding region: 1-1437 (478 amino acids)
Source: RefSeq, a predicted model, not a curated record
AUGAUAACCAUCUUCCCCGGCUGCAGCGUGCAAUCGUUCAGAGCACGAGUGGUAACAAAAGUGUGCAUGGCGAGCUCGAGUGCUGUCCUCGGAAAGCGGGCCAGGUCGGUGUCGACCGAUGCGGCUGCCUAUGAUGAAGCUGCAGCAUCGGAAUCUGAAUCGGAACCUUUCGUCUGGCCUGCCCCUCUAGCGAGGCUCGAAGCGGCCAGAAACUUCAUUCGAGAAUGUGCCGCCUCUCCAAAGAACAUCCUCCUCGUCCCAGACCGGGAUGCGGACGGCCUCUCUUCUGGUACCAUAAUGUCACUAGCCCUACAACUCCUCUCCAAGCCGCAGCACCAGAUCCACACGCACUUCGUCCUAGCAGGCCGCAACAUAUUCAGCACCGAGGAGCGGGAGUUGAUGACGGGCCUCUGCCGCGAACAAGAAAUUUCGCACAUGAUCGUACUUGACCAAGGCUCGCGCGCAGCGCCGCCACUAGUGGAGGCAGACACGGGCACCAAAGUCCUGAUCAUCGACCACCACCAGAGCGCGCACUUCCCCUCGGGCGCGGUGGUAGUGAACGCGUGCGCGCACGCGCCUGUCGCCACAUCGAGCGUGCUAACGUACGCGAUCUGCGAGCCGCUGCACGCCGCGGUGGAAGAGAAGGCGGCGUGGCUCGCCGUGCUGGGGGUGUUUGGCGACCUUGGUCCGUCGACGAAGCUGGAGCCGCCGUACCCGCCGGCCCUCGCCGCGGCGAAGAAGAAAUACCGCGCCACGCAUAUCUCGAGCCUCACGGCGCUGAUGAAUGCGCCAAGAAGAACGCCAGAGUGCAAUACCAUCGAUGCGUGGAUGCUGCUGCAGCACGCACCAGACGAUGAGAAUCCGCCCACGCCGAAGAGGAUCUUGGAUGGUGAGGUGGACAAGGUUGGGAUCGAACAGCUGAGGGAUGCAAGUGCCAGGAUUAAGGCGGAGACCGAGAGGUGCCGGCGCAACGCACCCGUGUUCUCGGCGGAUAGGAGGGUCGCCGUCGUGCUUAUGCACUCCGCAUACCAAAUUCAUGGCCCUAUCGCCACCAUGUGGGCCGGGUUCCUGAAGGGUAGCAGGCUCGAGGUGGUCAUGGCAGCGAAUACGGGGUAUGUCGAGGGGAAGGUCAACUUUUCCUGUCGGAUGGCUCGGUCAGCUAAGCCACCGGAUGGAGAGAGCGGCGUGGAUAUCAUCGCCAUGCUCUCGGAAUACGCUGCGAAGGAUCAGUGGCUGCUGGAAAACGUUGGGACGGAGUUUGCGAAUGGUCACAAGCAGGCGACCGGUGGAAGCCUGAGGAAGGACGUGUGGGAGAUGUUUGUGGAGAAAGGAUUGGAGCUGACGAAGAAGGAGGAUAAAAAGACGAGGAAAUCGAAGAAGGAACCGGCAGAGAAGAAGCAGAAGAACACGCUGGAUGCGUGGGUCAAAAAGGACUAG